Molecule: messenger RNA, 732 nt
Organism: Orycteropus afer afer
Lineage: Eukaryota; Metazoa; Chordata; Mammalia; Tubulidentata; Orycteropodidae
Gene: CD48
Product: CD48 molecule
Exons: 4
Coding region: 1-732 (243 amino acids)
Source: RefSeq, a predicted model, not a curated record
AUGUGUACCAGAAGAUGGGAGUGGUAUCUGGCUCUGGGACUGCUACUAGUGUCUUGGCCAUUCCUGGUGAACAGAAUUCAAGCUCAUUCGACACGUGAGAUUGUGGUCUCUGGCAGCAAUGUGAGCCUGACUGUCUCCAAGCUUAAGCCUGAUAGCUACAAAGAACUUAGCUGGAUAUACGCCCCAAGACAGAAAAUUGUAACAUGGACUAGGAAGAGAAAUCCUGAGUACUUCAAAUCUGAAUUUCAGGACAAGUUCCAUCUUGAUGACAACGGUACACUUCACAUUUAUAAUGUCCGAGAAAAUGACAGCAGCACCUAUCUCCUGCAGGUAUUUACGACAGAAGGACAUGAGCAUGAGUGGCAGAUCUCACUCGAGGUUUAUGAUCCUGUAUCCAAGCCUGGCAUAAAAAUUGAGAUGACAAAGGAAGUGAAUAAUAGCUGUUAUGCAAAACUAUUAUGUGAGACCUUGGACCGGCAUGUAAAUUACACCUGGUAUGGGGACUCAGGGCCUUUUUCCCAGGACCUCCAGAACAGUGUGCUUGAAAUCAUCCAUACACCAGAAAAUCACUCCAACUUUUAUACCUGCCAAACCAGCAAUCCUGUGAGCAGAAAGAAUGACACAGUCUAUUUCACUGCACCCUGUACUCUAGCCCAAUCCUCUGGAGUAGUUUGGAUUGCAGCUUGGCUAGUGGUCAUGGUACCUGUGAUUCUUAGCCUCCUACUUACCUGA